This is a messenger RNA of Phyllotreta striolata, 1190 nucleotides long. NCBI's taxonomy places the organism in Eukaryota, Metazoa, Arthropoda, Insecta, Coleoptera, Chrysomelidae. The record is from the annotation of a GenBank genome assembly.
CGGGAGCCCGACUCUUUCAGAUGAAAUCAGAAAUCCUCUCAACUGGUAGUCUGGUUACUGGUAGUCGUUGCGAUUGUAUUUAGUUAAGUGCACGGGGAAGUCGAGUGCUCCUUGCUGGAUAGGGUAGAAGUUCACAAACAUUAAAAUGAGGUUCCAAUGCGUUGCCCUCAUUCUCCUCAUCGUCGUAUGUUUAGCUACGGAAAUCACUGCCAAUAAAAGCAAACAUAAGAGAUACAAGAAACGACCGGCAGCCAUAUCACUCGACGAAGUCCCGUCCGAGCCCAGUUCUCCCGAACAAGCUGCAGAAGAACCCGAAGUAGCGCCUCCCUCUGAUAACGAUGUCAUCGACAACCGAGUUCCUCUUAUGGAUCCCUGCAUGGAGGUCCGCUGCGGAGCCGGCAGGAUCUGCCAAGUCAGCGACGACGGCGAGCCGGAGUGCGUUUGCAUACCCAAUUGCCCCGUAGAAACGGAAUCCCGCCGCAAGGUUUGCUCCAACUACAACGAAACCUGGUCAUCGGACUGCGCCGUGUACCAGCAAAGGUGCCUCUGCGACAAAGGCGACGCCGAGUGCAAGGGGCCCCAGUACAAGCACGUGCACAUCGAAUACUACGGCGAGUGCAGGGAGAUGCGCGAAUGUACGGAGGAGGAAAUGGCCGAUUUUCCGAGGAGAAUGCGCGACUGGCUCUUCAACAUCAUGAGGGAUCUGGCCGAUCGGGAGGAACUGACGCCGCAUUACUUGAAUAUGGCGCGCGAGGCCGAAUCGAAUUUGACUCUUAGAUGGACGAACGCGGCUGUUUGGAAGUUUUGCGAAUUGGACGGGCAUCCACCAGACAGGUCAAUCUCUAGACACGAAUUAUUCCCCAUUCGUGCUCCUCUGAUGGCUCUGGAACAUUGCAUUGCUCCAUUUUUGAAUAAAUGCGACAGUGACAACAACCAUAGGAUUAAUCUUUCAGAAUGGGCUAAAUGUCUAAACUUGGAAGAGGAAGAAAUCGAGCAUCAAUGUGAAGAACUUACAGAUGCAGAAUGAAAUAAAUAAAAUUAUUUCUAACCCCGAAGGUGCUAUAUAGUAGUUAGGAAAUAACAAGCAGAACGUGCCAUAAUAAACUCGAUUCGUGAGAUUAUUUUUUAGCAUUUUUAUUUUAUAUUUUUCCAUUAACGAGUUACUUAAAAAUAAACGUUUUUCAAAUUGG